CGGGCUAACCAAAUAUGGCAUGGUUCAAUUCCCUUGCUGUAGAGUUAGGUUUUCCCCUCAUCCUCCUCUGGAUUAUAUACAGAUUUGUCACAAAGAGGAAGAGCCAGACCAACAAGGGGAAGUUGGGAUUACCACCAGGGCCACGGCCAUGGCCACUGAUAGGCAAUCUCCAUCUUUUGGGAAGCCUUCCUCACAAAUCCCUAGCCGACCUUGCAAAAAAGUACGGGCCCAUCAUGUCUCUCCGCCUGGGCUCGGUACCCACGAUUGUGGCCUCUUCCCCUGCCAUGGCCAAAGAAUUCCUUAAAACCCACGAUCUGAUCUUCGCAAAUAGGCCACCUUCAGCGGCGGCCCAUUACAUGGCCUACCAGCGCAGAAACAUGGUGUUUGCCCCCUACGGAGAGUACUGGCGGCAGAUCAGAAAGCUCUGCACAAUUGAAUUGCUGACGACCAAGAGAACGGAGUCAUUCAGGUGGGUGAGGGAGGAAGAGGUGUCUGCCAUGGUGCGAUCUGUGUGGGAGAAGAGCAACAAGGGCAUGCGCUGCAGCGAACUGCGGAAGCCCAUCUCCUCCCUCACACUCAACAUUAUCUGCAGAAUGUUUGCAGGCAGAACUUUCUCCGACCAUGAACUGGGCGGUGGAGAGUGGUUUUUAAAGAUGAUGGAUGAGAUUAUGCAUCUCGGAGGAGUAUUUGUUCUCGGAGACUACAUUCCCUCUCUUGCCUUUCUCGAUUUGGGAGGCUUCUGCCGCCGUAUGCAGGCUGCUCAUAGAAUAUACGAUGAAUUUGCUGACAAGCUCAUCGAUGAGCACGUUGAACGGAGAAGAGCGAAAAAGUCAGAGUCUCUGGACAUUGUGGACGUGUUGCUCGACAUGGCUGAGAGCGAGAAUUCUGCGAUAGAAGUCUCUCGCGUUCAAAUGAAAGCAAUCAUCUGGGACAUGUUAAGCGGUGGAGUAGAGACAUCUGCGGCAACUGUAGAAUGGGCAAUGACUGAGCUGCUGAGAAACCCUCAAGUGAUGACAAAGGCGCAGCAAGAGAUUGACUUACAGGUUGGGAGAGAUCGCAUCGUAAGGGAAAGUGAUAUUGUUAAUUUAGAGUACUUGCGAUGUGUGGUGAAUGAAACAUUUCGAUUACAUCCACCAGGCCCCUUGCUCGUGCCACACGAGUCCACUGAGGGCUGCACUGUGGGAGGAUAUUACAUUCCACCAAAAACAAGGCUGUAUGUGAACAUUUGGGCAAUCGGAAGGGAUGCAAGUGUUUGGGAAGAUGCUUUAGAAUUCAAGCCCGAGAGAUUUAUUGGUUCAAGCAUAGACGUGAAAGGCCAUCACUUUGAAUUGCUGACUUUCGGAGCAGGAAGGAGAGGAUGCCCUGGGAUUUCCAUGGGCCUUGCUAAUGUUUACUUGGUUCUGGCUCAGCUCAUACACUGCUUUGAUUGGAGUGCAGACGGCAAUUUGGAUAGGGAUGAAGAGUUCGGAUUGACCUUACCAAGAAAGAGGCCUCUCUCUGCUCUUCCCUCCUGGAGGCUCACCACCGAUGAGCCACUAUAACUUUGGAUACACCUGGGAAACAAGCUACUAAUAUAGACAUAUAAACCAUCCUACUACCUUUGUAAUUGCACCUUUAUGUGGAAAGGAUAAAUGAUCGUGGUAUCAUUGUAAUUGUUCUUUACCCAAAAAGGUUAGCUAUUAAUAUUCUCUUACUGUGACUUUUUUUUUUAUGUAAACAGCACCAUAGUAAUUGCUGGAAGUUUCACUAUUGAUAUAAACAUAAAUACCAUCCUAUUACUUUUGUAAUUGCACCUUUAUGUGGAAAGGCUGCUAAUAUAAAUAUAUAAUCAUUGUAAUUGUUCU
Molecule: messenger RNA, 1844 nt
Organism: Cryptomeria japonica (Japanese cedar)
Lineage: Eukaryota; Viridiplantae; Streptophyta; Pinopsida; Cupressales; Cupressaceae
Product: cytochrome P450 71AU50
Exons: 2
Coding region: 15-1541 (508 amino acids)
Molecular function (GO): iron ion binding; monooxygenase activity; heme binding
Source: RefSeq, a predicted model, not a curated record